This is a messenger RNA of Seminavis robusta, 909 nucleotides long. NCBI's taxonomy places the organism in Eukaryota, Bacillariophyta, Bacillariophyceae, Naviculales, Naviculaceae. The record is from the annotation of a GenBank genome assembly.
AUGCCCUCACUAGCUCUAAUAGUCGUCGAAGCAGGUGCAGCAGACAAUUCCGCUCUCCUGACGGCAGCCAAAAGAAAGGCCCUCACCAUCAUCCGAACCCGUGAGGGAAUUAGCAAAGAAGACAGCACGUUGGUGGCCAACAUCAGCGAAACUGCACUCGAAUUUUUUCUCCAAGACGACAGCGAAACACCACGAGAACAACACCUGCUCUUUGAAAUCUUGCAGCAUUGGGUCGGAGAAGACGAGGAACGAAAGACAAUUGCCAAGGAGCUGGUACACAAUCAUAUUUGCUUGGAGAAGCUCGACCCUGACUUUCUGACUUCAUCUGUGCUACCAUCUGGUUUCUGCAAAACGCAACAACUAAUGCAGGCGUUCCAAAUCCAAGCACGAGCUGCAAAGGAAAAACAUGGAAUGUUUGCAAGACCAUUCACGCCAUCACGGGCUGUCUGGACCAGUUCAGGAAGCAUAACUUCAACCUGCGAGGAAUUCAAGACAGACUUGCUGAAGUUUCCUCCAAUCAAAGACAAGACAGUUCGAUGGACAGUUGAAAUUUUGAAUGAUGCUGAAAAUGUUUGGCUUGGAAUUGUGAAGGCAGGACUUGACUGUGCUUGUUUUGAUUGUCUUGUUGGUCCCGGUGCAGGAGUUGCAUACAGUGGAAAGGGAAGUGUUUUGAAUAGCCAGACGCAUUGCCCCAAAUUUGAUACGGGUUCCAAAGUCACUUUCACGUUGAUUAUAACUGGACUUGAACAGGUAUCUACAGUUUCGUUGGUCGGAUCAGUCGAUGGUGGACGUCCAUUCAUUGUGGCAGUUCUAGCACGAGACGCUUGGUUAAAAGAGGGUGCCAUCCCUGCAGUCUCCACGAAAUCCCGUGGCUCGGUUCGGCUGUUGAGCAUCAAUGAGCUCAAGUAG